This is a messenger RNA of Purpureocillium takamizusanense, 726 nucleotides long. RefSeq lists its product as uncharacterized. The transcript is spliced from 2 exons. Bases 144 to 401 code for a protein of 85 amino acids. Gene Ontology annotation, cellular component: membrane; intracellular membrane-bounded organelle. The record is from RefSeq and is a predicted model, not a curated record. NCBI's taxonomy places the organism in Eukaryota, Fungi, Ascomycota, Sordariomycetes, Hypocreales, Ophiocordycipitaceae. Gene Ontology annotation, molecular function: heme binding.
CAAACACAUCUGAGCCACCACACACACAUUGUUGCAUUUGCAACUUGAACGCAGCAGCCCCCCUUUCCCAUUGCCCUUUGCCUCCCGUGCAGCAAUCCGACGCAAAGACAGAAGGCAAGCCGCCCUGCGCCCCGCCGUCAACCAUGGCCGACAAGAAAAUCACCACUGCCGAGGUCGGCCAGCACAAGGACGACUCCAACGGUUACUGGCUCAUUGUCGAGAAUAAGGUCUACGACGUGACAAAGUUCCUCGACGAGCACCCCGGCGGCGCCAAGAUCCUCAAGCGGUUCGCCGGCAAGAACGCCACCAAGGCCUUUUGGAAGUACCACAGCGAGAACGUGCUGAAGCGACACGGGCCCAAGUACGAGAUUGGCGAGGUGGCCGAGGCGGCCAAGCUGUAAGGGAUUUGGUGUGUUUGGAGUUUCCGAGACAUCCGCCAGAAUCGCGAGUGAGCGAUGUGUGUGUGUGUGUGUCUGAGAGAGAGGAGGAAAGAGGGAGGGAAAUGUGUAUGCAUCUUUCGCCGUCUCCGCCCUCUUGGUGAGUUGAGGAGUGGAAAGACAUGCAGCGGCUGGGAUAUAGACAGGGUAGACGAGCGCCGGGCCAUGCACGCACGGGGUGUUGCCGGCGGAGGAGGGCUUUCAGGCGUCAUGUACUGAUACCACGUUGGAUGGUCGUUGCGCGACGUAUACGCGCAUAUAUAUACAUGGGGAGUCCAGCAUUGACACA